AUGGCCCUUCAAUUGUCCCAGAGAGUAAAGCUUCAGGGGGCAGACCCAGCAAACUCCCUCAAUACAGCGUUGGAGAAUUUUCAGAAUAUCUUGACAGACGAGCAGAAGGGAGAAUUCCGAGGAAACUCCACAACCCCGGAUAUUGGGAGCGUCAUCGAGUUUGUCGCACAAAUCGAUGCUAAGAAUAGUAGCAUGACCAGGAGAUGUGUGGCUCCUCGGCUGUGCACCUUUUUGGAGGCAACGCAGCAGUUCGUCGGUGUUGUUGACACAUUCGUGAGCUGUAAUCCGGCAAUCGCUGCCCUCGUCUGGGGUGGUGUAAAAACUGCCAUAUUGACGGCGAGCAAUGUCGCGUCUUAUUUUGACAAAGUUACUAGCAUGAUCAUGGGCAUCGGCAAAACCUGUCCAACAUAUCAACUGUUUGGCUUACUCUAUCCCGGCUGCAUUGGUCUCCAACGUGCGCUUUGUGAUUACUAUGCCGUCAUCAUUGAUCUGUGCGUAAAGAUCAUCGAAGUCUCCCGUCGGACCACUCUCAAGCAAACUCUUUCGUCGAUGCUGCUCCCAUUUGAUUCCGAAUUUAAAAUGUUGCUGGAUCGACUUGAGGAGGCUAAAAAUGAGAUACGACUGCAGACAUCACUCGCAUCAAAGCAAGCAGACCAAGAAGCAAAACAGCUGCUUGAAUAUGAAAGACAACAAAAUUCAAAGUUUCGACCUUCGGCCCUGAAAUUCUUCCAAACAUCACUGAAACAACAGGCCGAGGCAAAAACAUUACGAACUGAUAGGAGAAGAAGGGAAAAAGCGACAUUGAAGAUGAGUAUUCGAAAUAACCUUUCUGUCGUCAACCAUGUUUCUCCUUGGAGACAGGCUUUGAGGCAAAGGGUUUCGAACACAGCUGAGUGGCUCCAGAAGGAGUCGGUCUUCUGUAAAUGGAAAGAGGAUUCACGAACAGUGGUACUUUGGUGUUCAGGAACCAUCGGCAUGGGUAAAACUGUGCUCAUGUCUAAUGUGGUGGCUCAGCUGCAUGCGGUGCGCAAGAGCAACGAGAUCGUAUCCUACUACUUCUGUCGCGUCGACGAUGAAGCAUCUUUAUCCGCGCAGAACAUCCUUGGAAGUCUGGCUCGUCAAAUGAUCGACACUCAAAUUGAUCAAAGCAACUAUGAAACUCUACUUGCCUUAGAAGAAAGCAGCCGGGACCUCAGUGCGAAUGAUGUCAUUUCCUUCUUAUCAUCUCGUCUAGAGGCCGAUAAGAAGUACUAUGUUAUCCUGGAUGGUCUGGAUGAAUGUCAGGACCAUCAGAUUCAAGCAGUGGGGCAGGCUUUGGCUGAGCUCUGCAGCAGUCUUCUUGAAGGACUCAAAAUCCUCUGCACAGGCCGGCCUGGCCUUGAAAGGAAAAUGUUCAAAGGGAGCAGACCGCAGUAUACAGUCAUUGUGAAUAAGGGAAAGGUUGAGUGGGACAUAGAUCGCUAUAUUACCGCAAUCUUGGGUAGGUGCCUGGAAGAGAAACUUUUGACUCUCCGGGACCCAGAGCACAUCACAAAGAUAUACAGUGCUCUACGGGACAGGAGCGACGGAAUGUUUCUUUGGGUUGGUCUCUGCAUCGACGAGCUUUGCACACAGAAUUGUGAUGAUGACAUCUUGGGUGCACUGAAAAAUCUUCCACUCGCCUUAUCUGAACUCUAUGAUCGAAAACUUCGUCGUGUCCGAGAAGGACGGGCGACCAGGCAGGCAAUGAAAGUACUUGAAUAUUGUGGGAUAGUGAAACGGCCAAUGACAGUUAUGGAAUGUCGAGAGGCCCUUAGCCUUUCGCUAGAUCAAAAGGCUUUUGACCACGGAAAGAUGCCCAACAACAUGCAUAAGAUUUUCAACGGUUGCUAUGGAUUAAUAUUCGUCGACGAAGAGCAAGACACUGUACAUUAUGUGCACCACAGUGUGAAACAAUAUCUUUUUAUCACCAACGAUGUACACGAGGCGCGAUUUGACAGAGCAGGACUUGAUCGGCAUUUUGGGCUCCUUUGCAUGACGUAUCUGGAUUUCAGUAACUUCAAGCGUCAACUAACUAGAUUUAAGAAGGGUUCUGGUACUCCCCUCAACCCCGCCCAUCUUGGUACCCUCCCUAUAUACACUUCAAGCAGAGUGAGCAGUAUGCUGGCUCAAAAGAUUCUUUUUCAACAUCGCAACCUGCGCAAUCGCAGUACUCGAGAAAUCGAGAGGACGGCGCGAGAUAUCGUUGGAGAUGGGGAGUCUGCACGGCUGAAGUUUGAACUUCAGGAGCAGGGAUUUCAGUUUCUAAAUUAUGCUAAGGAUUACUGGCUCUAUCAUCUAAGUGAUUUCACUGAUGAUGUUAGCAGUAAGACAUGGCAAUUGUUUUGCCGAUGUGUGGAAGGGAAUGACAAUGCUGCAUGCAGACCUUGGAACCCGGAGCAACAGAACUCCGCCAAGACAGAUAUGCCGAACGCGGUGCAAUGGCUAUUGUCCAAUGGAAAUUACGCAUUACUUUUAUAUUUCGGGAAACAUCAACCUUAUAUUCUGUCCAACAGAUUGAAGCAUGAAGUUCUUCGUCGCGCCAACAUUCACGAUCGUUAUCGUUACACUAAGGUGUUUCUUCAGCUUGAGAAUACCAGCGACAUCGUGGAUCAUGGAUUGUCAUAUGCUGCUGCAGAUGGAUGCAAUCUUUCUUUGUCACUGUUGCUCGAAGCAGGAGCUAACGUUGAAGUUAUAUUUAACGGCCGAACAGCCCUUCAAGGAGCAGCAGGAGGCGGUCACCUCGAGGUCGUACAUGCAUUGAUGGCAGCGAACGCCGGUGUCAACUCAGCUCCUGAUCCAAAGUACGGCCGAACAGCUCUCCAAGCAGCAGCGGGAGGCGGCCACCUCGAAGUCUUACAGGCACUGCUGGCAGAGAAAGCCCAUGUCAACGCAGCACCAGCGGAAUAUAGCGGCCGAACAGCUCUCCAAGCAGCAGCGGGAGGCGGUCACCUCGAUGUCGUACAGGCACUGCUGGCAGCGAAGGCCAAUGUCAACGCAGCACCUGCUACAAAGCGAGGCCGAACAGCUGUCCAAGCAGCAGCAGAGGGCGGCCACCUCGAGGUCGUGCAGGCACUGCUGGCAGCCAAAGCCGAUGUCAACGCAGCUCCUGCUACAGAGCACGGCCGAACAGCUUUCCAAGCAGCAGCAGAAGGCGGCCACCUCGAGGUCGUGCAGGCACUGCUGGCAGCCAAAGCCGAUGUGAACGCAGCACCAGCGGAACAUAGCGGCCGAACAGCUUUCCAAGCAGCAGCAGAAGGCGGCCACCUCGAGGUCGUGCAGGCACUGCUGGCAGCCAAAGCCGAUGUGAACGCAGCACCAGCGGAACAUAGCGGCCGAACAGCUCUCCAAGCAGCAGCGGGAGGCGGUCACCUCGAUGUCGUACAGGCACUGCUGGCAGCGAAGGCCAGUGUCAACGCAGCACCUGCUACAAAACAAGGCCGAACAGCUAUCCAAGCAGCAGCAGAGGGCGGCCACCUCGAGGUCGUGCAGGCACUGCUGGCAGCCAAAGCCGAUGUCAACGCAGCACCUACUACAAGCCAAGGCCGAACAGCUCUCCAAGCAGCAGCAGAGGGCGGUCACCUCGAGGUCGUGCAGGCACUGCUAGCAGCCAAAGCCGAUGUUAACGCAGCACCGGCGAGAUAUAGCGGCCGAACAGCUCUCCAAGCAGCAGCGAGAGGCGGUCACCUCGAGGUCGUGCAGGUACUGCUAGCAGCCAAAGCCGAUGUCAACGCAGCUCCUGCUACAGAGCACGGCCGAACAGCUUUCCAAGCAGCAGCAGAAGGCGGCCACCUCGAGGUCGUGCAGGCACUGCUGGCAGCCAAAGCUGAUGUCAACGCAGCUCCUGUUACAGAGCACGGCCGAACAGCUUUCCAAGCAGCAGCAGAAGGCGGCCACCUCGAGGUCGUGCAGGCACUGCUGGCAGCCAAAGCCGAUGUGAACGCAGCACCAGCGGAACAUAGCGGCCGAACAGCUCUCCAAGCAGCAGCGGGAGGUGGUCACCUCGAGGUCGUGCAGGCACUGCUGGCAGCCAAAGCCGAUGUCAACGCAGCACCAGCGAGAUAUAGCGGUAGAACAUCUGUCCAAGCAGCAGCAGGAGGCGGUCACCUCGAGGUCGUGCAGGCACUGUUGGCAGCCAAAGCCGAUGUCAACGCAGCUCCUGCGGAAUAUAGCGAUGGAACAGCUCUCCAAGCAGCAGCAAGAGGCGGCUACAUUGAAGUAGUAAAGGCACUGCUGGCAGCCAAAGCCGAUGUCAACGCAGCUCCUGCGGAAUAUAGCGAUGGAACAGCUCUCCAAGCAGCAGCAAGAGGCGGCUACAUUGAAGUAGUAAAGGCACUGCUGGCAGCCAAAGCCGAUGUUAACGCAGCACCAGCGGAAUAUAGCGGCCGAACAGCUCUCCAAGCAGCAGCGCGAGGCGGUCACCUCCAGGUCGUGCAGGCACUCCUGGCAGCCAAAGCCGAUGUCAACGUAGCACCUGCGGAAGAUAACGACCGAACAGCUCUCCAAGUAGCAGCAGGAGGCGGUUACCUCGAGGUCGUAAAGGCACUGUUGGCAGCCAAAGCCGAUGUCAACGCAGCUCCUGCGGAAUAUAGCGAUGGAACAGCUCUCCAAGCAGCAGCGGGAGGCGGUCACCUCGGGGUCGUGCAAACGCUGCUAGCAGCCAAAGCCGAUGUCAACGCAACACCAGCGAGAUAUAGCGGUAGAACAGCUGUCCAAGCAGCAGCAGGAGGCGGUUACCUCGAGGUCGUGCAGGCACUGUUGGCAGCCAAAGCCGAUGUCAACGCAACACCUGAGAAACAUAGCGAUGGAACAGCUCUCCAAGAAGCAGCGGGAGGCGGUCACCUCGAGGUCGUGCAGGCACUGUUGGCAGCCAAAGCCGAUGUCAACGCAGCUCCUGUGGAAUAUAGCGAUGGAACAGCUCUCCAAGCAGCCGCAAAAAGCGGUCACCUCGAGGUCGUGCAGGCACUGCUGGCAGCCAAAGCCGAUGUCAACGCAGCACCAGCGAGAUAUAGCGGUAGAACAGCUGUCCAAGCAGCAGCAGGAGGCGGUUACCUCGAGGUCGUGCAGGCACUGUUGGCAGCCAAAGCCGAUGUCAACGCAACACCUACGAAACAUCGCGAUGGAACAGCUCUCCAAGCAGCAGCGGGAGGCGGUCACCUCGAGGUCGUGCUGGCAUUGUUGACAGCCAAAGCCGAUGUCAACGCAACACCAGCGAGAUAUAGCGAUGGAACAGCUCUCCAAGCAGCCGCAAAAAGCGGUCACCUCGAGGUCGUACAGGCACUGCUGGCAGCGAAGGCCAAUGUCAACGCAGUUAAUGUGAAAUAUGACGGCCGGACAGCUGUCCAAGCAGCAGCAGAGGGCGGCCACCUCGAGGUCGUACAAGCACUGCUGGCAGCCAAAGCCGAUGUUAACGCAGCACCAGCGGAAUAUAGCGGCCGAACAGCUCUCCAAGCAGCAGCGGGAGGCGGUCACCUCGAUGUCGUACAGGCACUGCUGGCAGCGAAGGCCAAUGUCAACGCAGCACCUGCUACAAAAGAAGGCCGAACAGCUGUCCAAGCAGCAGCAGAAGGCGGUCACUUCGAGGUCGUGGAGAUACUGAAAAAUUCUGGCGCGAAAUGUUAA
Messenger RNA from Penicillium brevicompactum, 5640 nucleotides. Its product is annotated as ankyrin repeat domain-containing protein. The record is from RefSeq and is a predicted model, not a curated record. Gene Ontology annotation, molecular function: protein binding. The coding region runs from base 1 to 5640 and encodes 1879 amino acids. The transcript is spliced from 2 exons. Lineage: Eukaryota; Fungi; Ascomycota; Eurotiomycetes; Eurotiales; Aspergillaceae.